AUGAAUGUCAGCAUCAGAUGCCCCUACUCUUUCUGAAUCUCUUUAUCCCUUUGUCCCACAGCUAUUUAUAUUCAGCCGUUCCAAGAUGGGAGUCUGCCUAUAGAUCCUUCCCCCCACCCCCUAACCUCCGCUUUCUCUCUUACUGCUCAAUCAGGAAGAACUUAAUGGAACCGAAUUUACUCGGCCUCUCCAGCCUGAAGCCUCGCUGCUAUUUAUCUCCUCUCCCUUGCUCGCUUUUCUCUAAUCCUCAAAUCCACUUAGUUCACCAGGCUCUGCUUCACAAACACUUCUCAAACCUCUGCUUACUGAGACUGCGGAAUCCAUCCUGCAUUGUAACCUGCCCGGACCUCUCCCCGCUUCCCCGCCCCUGUCAUCUCUUACCUGCCUAGCUCCGAGGAUCCAUUCGCUUCCUCUCUCCACUGGGUCAGAGUCUGCUGUCCCUCACUUUGAACUCCAGCCACGCUGAUCAACGCGGCACAUGACUCCCUUGUGCAAAUCAGAUCUGCUCCUAUAAGACAAAUGAGAAUGAAAUGAACAAAAAAAGGCCCAGUGCCGUGAAAAUGAAUCUCUGGCUCGGGACACAAUUAUGAGUGACGGUAUUAUAGUGGGUUAUGAAGGAGACAGAUCUUAAGUAACUCAGGAGGGAGCAGAAGUCAUGUGCUGUUGAAAUGUUGUUUGGUAACGGAAGGGUCUCUUGUGAGGGGACCGACGGCAGCAUCCACGGUGCAGAGGUUGGAGACAUUGCUUUGUGAGAUUUACAAAGUGCGAAGGGACAUUUCUAGUUGAUGCGUCUUGUACGGUAUUUCGCACGUGCAUAGGGAGUGGAACUAGCUCAUUAGUACCAGUCAACAUCUGGGCACUGCACCCGUAGCUAUGUCUUCAGAGAUGCGUGCACAGUGUUAGAGAGUGCUCUCUGUUUUGGUGGGAAGAACCACCAAAAUUUGCAGAGUCGGUGAACAUUUGGACAAUAGAAAGAUUCGUGGGAUUUUGUCUGGCCACUAGGACUCCUCCUGAUCAAUAUGUUUGAUCACUUUAGCAGCACGGCUCUGCAGCUGGUCACUUGCAGUGGAUGCGGACUUUGAGUGAACUCCUCUUAGGGCUGGUGAGUAGACAAAAUGCUGCCGCCACGUGGAUUCCAAAAGAUCUUAAAUGCUUAGAAAUAUCUUUAUUUAGAGCAAAGAAGGUUCCAGAAGGUGUGGUCAUCAAUCCAAGCAGCCACCUGUAAGUGCCCAUUCACCUCCGACCUUGGGUAAUGGGUAGAUCCAAGGUUCUGGGGCUCAACUAGAUGACUCAGUUACGUGUACUAAGGUUCCAGGUUGAAAGUACACAGAGUUCUGCAUGGCCCUCAGUGCUGUGGUCAAACACCCAAGCACACAGGUAGUACACUUUAGACCUGUGCCUAUCUUAGAAUUUAAUAGCAUUUAAAAUGUAAGUGUAGACUCAGCGUCCAAGGUGAGCUUAAGGCAGAAAGGAGGCUAUUCUAAAAAGAUGUCUCUUUCAUUAUCAGUUAGAACACUGGACCCCAGAGAUUGGAAUUUCCCCAGGAGCCUCCUGACGGGAGAAGAAAAGAGCUGAUGCCUGGUGCCAGCCAGAGGAGGAGCUUGUCUCCAGAAAAGAGAACUCACAUAGUCCUGACAAUCUGUCAGACUGCCUUGCCGGAGACACUGGUACCGAGACGUUGAUGGGCGAUGGACAGGAGCGCGUCCAGAGCGAUCUGUUUAUUAGACAAGCGUGAGAAUGGCGAGGUGUACCAGAGGAAGAAGCUGGCAGCUACCGACUUCCCAGAGGGCGCGGCCCCCUCAGGACCUGUGCACGGGAACUCAGGGCAACCCGGGGUGAGCAGCUGGAGGAGAAUUGCUCUGCUCAUCCUGGCCAUCACCAUACACAACAUUCCAGAGGGUCUCGCUGUCGGUGUAGGGUUUGGAGCAGUAGAAAAGACUGCAUCUGCCACCUUCGAGAGUGCCAGGAAUCUGGCCAUUGGAAUUGGGAUUCAAAAUUUCCCAGAGGGCCUGGCUGUCAGCCUUCCUCUGCGUGGAGCAGGCUUCUCUACCUGGAAAGCUUUCUGGUAUGGACAGCUGAGCGGCAUGGUGGAGCCCUUGGCUGGGGUCUUUGGAGCCUUUGCGGUGGUGCUGGCUGAGCCCGUCUUGCCCUACGCGCUGGCCUUUGCCGCCGGUGCCAUGGUCUACGUGGUCAUGGACGACAUCAUCCCCGAAGCCCAGAUCAGUGGCAACGGGAAACUGGCAUCCUGGGCCUCCAUCCUGGGAUUUGUGGUGAUGAUGUCCCUUGACGUGGGCCUCGGCUAGCUCUGAGAACCUUGGGACCCCAUGAAGGAAAGCACCAGACUUCUGCAGGACCAUGAGCCUCUCUUCACAUUAAAACCCCAUUCCUUUCUCCCCUCCGUCUCCUUACCCCAGAUCAGCUCUGAUUACAUUUUUUUUUUUUUUUGACUUUCCGUUUUGCUUUGGAGGGAGAAGCUGGUUUUCUUUGUAAAUCUCAAGGUGUCAUAGAACUGUAGAUUUGUGUUUUGGCCACUGAGUGGAAGGAAUCUUUCUUCAGUGGGUAACCCCUACUGUCCCACCUCCGGUCUCCCUUUCUAGACUCAACUUCAACACCUCAGGGUCACCUCCAGAAGUCAGCUCCUGGGAUACAAGCUCUGAGCAUGUUGGCCUAAGGUUUUGGAGCAGGUUGCCAGGGCCCCUAGUGCUCCUUCUCCAUGGACCCUCUGUCCAUCUAGGAUGCCGGGACAGAAGCAACAGGAACACAGAAGCCUGCUCGCCAAGGCUGAACCAGCGUAACAGGGUCUGCUUCCUCCAGGGAGGCACGCACAGGAAGGCCCACACACCGAGAGCAGGAAGUCAGCUUGUCUCUCUCCUAAAGAUGGGCACUGCUGAAGUUAGAGAAAUAUGGAAACAAGGGUGACCAUGAACAUGCAGCGCUCUGAAGAGUGCCGUGAGUAGGUUUUAAGCUGAGCCCCCUCCCCCCCACGUCCCCGCUCUUUGUAGAGGACAAGAGCAGGCACUUAGUCCUGGCUCCCAGGUCUCCUAGCUAUUAAUCUUGAUGUGUUUAUAGCCUUUGUUUUCCUGAGAGACUUGUGGAUACCAGCAAAUUGCAAAUACACAACCCCUCAUUGACUCACAGAGUCACUUAAGUCAACUCUAGGGAAUGACAUGCAGAGCCCGACAAGGCUUCUUCUCCGCUGGCCCUUUGGAAGCUUACAAGCCAGAGCCGCUGAGCUUCUGCAGAAGCUUUGUGGGAAUCUGGCCAGCAGGCUUCUAGUGGGGAAGGAAAGGGGAGGAAGAAGAGGUAUUUUUUACAUUUCCUUUCUUAGAAAACUCAAAACUCUGAGGUGAUCCUGAAGAAUGACUGGACCUUGACUACAUGCUAACCUGCUCCAUCAUACAUGUCGCUCCACCAUCUGCCCUCCCAACGCAUCAGCCCUGAGCCCUCCCUGGCUGGGGAGUGUGUGGGACUCAGAGAAAAGGCUUCACCCGGGAGCCAGGCACUUGGGUACUGGGUUCUCAGUAUCUGCCCUCUGUGUUUACAUGUUCCGUCCAUCCAUGGAUGGAUACUGUAGUCUGUGAAUGCUCAAGAUCCCAGAGGCCAACCUCGGCCGGAUGUGUCUGUUCUUCUGAAAGCACUUGAUGAUCAAAAAGACACAUCCAGAGAUCUGAUUGGUUGAGGUUAGCUGGUUUGGUGAUUGGCACGUGUGUAUAUUUCUAUCCUUACGUCUCCGUGUGUCGUUCUGUUGCUGCAAAUCACCCUUUCUGCUGGAUAAGACCUCGUAACUGUGAUUCAUGUCAAUAAAGGGAAUUUUGUCGUGCA
Molecule: messenger RNA, 3822 nt
Organism: Rattus norvegicus (Norway rat)
Lineage: Eukaryota; Metazoa; Chordata; Mammalia; Rodentia; Muridae
Source: RefSeq, a predicted model, not a curated record